AUGCCAAAAAUCAUCGAAAGCCCAGAUUCGCUGGUGGUCACCCACGCAACUUCUGAUAGGCCGGCGAGUGGCUUCAGUGCUGCUGAGUGGACGGGAAUCCCUAUCCUACUCCAGUCUCGAUGUUUGUAUGUGAACAACGACAGCGGGGCUAAAAGAGGGAUCAAGGGGAUGCAGUAUAUGAACAUGCUCACAUCCUCCACAAGCGCGCGGAAGAAAGGGGGGAUGGCACUUCUCCGACUGUUCCAUCUAUGUACCCAUAUAGUGAUGUAUAAAGUGCCACGGCGCAUGAUCCUCCGCGGCGGAUAUUCCUCUUGA
This is a messenger RNA of Paracoccidioides lutzii Pb01, 315 nucleotides long. RefSeq lists its product as hypothetical. The transcript is spliced from 2 exons. The record is from RefSeq and is a predicted model, not a curated record. Bases 1 to 315 code for a protein of 104 amino acids.